Equus quagga is the source of this 656-nucleotide messenger RNA. It is a transcript of the gene CEND1, whose product is annotated as cell cycle exit and neuronal differentiation 1. The record is from RefSeq and is a predicted model, not a curated record. Bases 207 to 656 code for a protein of 149 amino acids. Gene Ontology annotation, biological process: radial glia guided migration of cerebellar granule cell; cerebellar Purkinje cell differentiation; cerebellar granular layer maturation. Lineage: Eukaryota; Metazoa; Chordata; Mammalia; Perissodactyla; Equidae. The transcript is spliced from 2 exons.
CGGCCCCCUCCCCCUUCCUGCGCCGGGAACAGUGCAUUGUGGGAAACUCCCAGUGCUUGCAUCUGCAGCCUCCCGCCGAGGACCCGCGGAGAGCGCCCAGCACCGAGGCCCAUAUAAUGCCCAGGGGUGAGCUGUCCUGAGCCGCUGUGGUCCAGCCACCUGCCUGUCCACGCACGCCCACACACAGCCUGCCAGCACUGCCCACCAUGGAGUCCAGAGGGAAGUCGGCCAGCAGCCCCAAGCCCGACACCAAGGCACCCCAGGCCGCUGCUGAAGCCAGAGCCCCCCCAGCUGCAGACGGGAAAGCCCCUUCAGCUAAGCCAGGAAAGAAGGAGGCCCAAGUGGAGAAGCAGGAGCCACCAAAGGCCCCCACCCCGCCUCCUGCCAAGAAGACCCCAGCCAAGGCUGACCCUGCCCUUCUCAACAACCACAGCAACCUGAAGCCGGCCCCCGUGGCCCCCAGCAGCCCCGAUGCAACCCCCGAGCCCAAGGGCCCUGGGGAUGGGGCCGAGGAGGACGAGGCCCCCAGCGGGGGUCCAGGGGGCCGAGGCCGCUGCCCAUUCGAGAACUUGACCCCUCUGCUGGUGGCUGGGGGGAUGGCUGUGGCAGCCGCAGCCCUGAUUCUUGGUGUGGCCUUCCUGACCCGGAAAAAAUGA